Molecule: messenger RNA, 1179 nt
Organism: Arabidopsis thaliana (thale cress)
Lineage: Eukaryota; Viridiplantae; Streptophyta; Magnoliopsida; Brassicales; Brassicaceae
Gene: RCAR1
Product: regulatory component of ABA receptor 1
Exons: 3
Coding region: 269-832 (187 amino acids)
Cellular component (GO): nucleus; plasma membrane; cytoplasm
Molecular function (GO): protein phosphatase inhibitor activity
Source: RefSeq, marked reviewed
UUAGUAUCUUGUUGUGUUUUUGUUUGGUUUGAAAAGCUGAAAAUGUGUGAAGGAGAAGAAGGAAGCUAUAAAAAAGAGUUUAGGUACAAAAGUAAAAAGUUAUUAUGUCGGUGGGUUCAUUAAAAGAAACCAAAAAACAUAAACAAGUAAUUUUGUUUUGGCAUAACGAAGCAUCUUCUUCUUCUUCCUUGUAUUUAUUAUCCAUUUCCAGAGAUUCUCCCUUGUGAGAUAACAACGAAGAACGAAAGAGAGAGAGAGAGAGAGAGAUAUGAUGGACGGCGUUGAAGGCGGCACGGCGAUGUACGGUGGUCUCGAGACGGUGCAAUACGUACGGACGCAUCAUCAACAUCUGUGCAGAGAAAACCAGUGUACCUCUGCUCUUGUCAAACACAUCAAAGCUCCUCUUCAUCUCGUUUGGUCACUUGUACGGAGAUUUGAUCAGCCGCAGAAAUACAAACCGUUUGUGAGCAGAUGUACAGUAAUCGGUGAUCCUGAAAUCGGCAGUCUUAGAGAAGUCAAUGUUAAAUCUGGUCUUCCUGCAACAACAUCUACUGAGAGAUUAGAACUUCUUGAUGAUGAAGAACACAUCCUCGGUAUCAAAAUCAUCGGUGGUGAUCACAGACUUAAGAAUUACUCGUCGAUUUUGACGGUUCAUCCGGAGAUAAUCGAGGGAAGAGCAGGAACGAUGGUGAUUGAAUCGUUUGUAGUUGAUGUUCCUCAAGGUAACACAAAGGAUGAGACUUGCUACUUUGUUGAAGCACUUAUCAGAUGUAAUCUCAAGUCACUAGCAGAUGUUUCUGAAAGAUUGGCUUCUCAGGACAUUACUCAGUGAACUACAUAAUCAAUGAACAAGGGCAUUGAAGUGAAGUAUCAAUUCCAGUUUGUGAUAUAAUCAAUAUUCUUCAGGAUUUUUUUGGUUUGGCCUAGAUAUAUAUAUAGAUAUCUAUCCUCGGUAAUGACCAGUCUAAAAAGAUGUACAUAUUGUCCCAAUGGUGAAGUUUUGAUGUAAGAUAUCUCCUGGUGGUUUGUUAUUUGUAGAUAUUUUUGUAAACAAUGUAAAUGUGAAUGGUUUAUGAUGUAUAAUAUAUAGUUCACAAAAGAUGUUUCUGUAGACUUCAGAUUCCACUUCUCUAUUGAACAGAACCUAUGAUUGGAUGCUGAGAACUUGUAAAGAAUCUG